CAACCGAAUGUUUUUCUUUUUCCAGAAGAAGAGCUUGUUAUCGUCCAUCUUCUCUAGAAAAGGUCCGCGAACAGUCUGACUGGGGAAGAAUAAACUGCCAUUAUGGGAGCCGUUCUGGGACUCUGUUCCAUGGCUAGCUGGAUCCCCUGCUUGUGCGGUAGCGCCCCCUGUUUGCUCUGUCGAUGCUGUCCCAGCGGUAAUAAUUCCACCAUGACUCGCCUCAUCUACGCCAGCUUCCUGCUGUUGGGAGUGGCUGUUGCCUGCAUCAUGUUGAUGCCUGGCAUGGAGAACCAGCUCAAGAAGAUUCCAGGGUUCUGUGAGGGAGGUAUUGGUUCAUAUAUCCCUGGUCCAGAGGGCCAUGUGAACUGUGACGUUCUGGUUGGCUACAAGGCUGUGUAUCGGGUUUGUUUCGGAAUGGCCAUGUUCUUCUUACUGUUCUCUUUGAUCAUGAUCAAAGUGAAGAGCAGCCAAGAUCCCCGAGCUGCACUUCAUAAUGGAUUUUGGUUCUUCAAGUUUGUUGCAGCUCUUGGCAUCACUAUUGGGUCGUUUUUUAUCUCACAGGGACCAUUGACUACUGUGUGGUUCUACAUCGGAAUGGCAGGAGCCUUUUGCUUCAUCCUCAUCCAACUGGUUUUACUCAUUGACUUUGCUCAUUCCUGGAAUGAGUCCUGGGUGGAAAAGAUGGAAGAGGGCAACUCGCGCUGUUGGUAUGCAGCUCUACUUUCAGUCACUGCGCUGAACUACCUUCUGUCCCUAGUCUCUUUGGUCCUGUUCUAUGUGUACUACACCCAUUCUGAUGGUUGCACUGAAAAUAAGGUCUUCAUUAGCAUCAACUUGCUUCUCUGCGUCACAGCUUCCAUCAUAUCUGUUCUACCACAAAUUCAGGAAUCCCAGCCCAGGUCUGGCUUGCUGCAAUCCUCACUGGUUACACUUUACACCAUGUACCUGACCUGGUCUGCAAUGACCAAUGAGCCUGAUAGGAACUGUAAUCCAAGCCUUCUGGGUAUUAUUGGGUUGAACAGCACUACUCCUAAAGGUCAAGACCAUGUGGUUACGUGGUGGGAUGCUCAAGGGAUUGUAGGAUUGAUACUUUUCCUUUUUUGCGUCCUGUACUCCAGUAUUCGGAAUUCUUCAAAUGCCCAGGUCAACAAGUUGACUCUGACCACUGAUGAGUCUGCUUUGAUUGAGGAUGGGUGUCAGACGGACAGCUUUGAGGAGGGCAGCGGUCUUAACAGAGCUGUGGACAAUGAGAAAGAUGGGGUCACCUAUUCAUACUCAUUUUUCCACUUCAUGCUGUUCCUAGCAUCACUCUACAUCAUGAUGACACUUACUAACUGGUACAGCCCUGAUUCCAGUUAUGAGACCAUGACCAGCAGGUGGCCAUCUGUAUGGGUGAAGAUCACGUCCAGCUGGAUCUGCAUUGGCCUUUAUGUGUGGACACUGGUGGCUCCACUGGUCCUGGUCAACAGAGACUUUGACUAACAAGCACGCUUUCCUUCUGCUCACUAACAAAUUCAUGCUUUGUGUUUUGCGUGUUUUCUGUCAUCAGUUAUAGUAGAGCUAGACUGUUUUGUAGUUUUUGGCCUGUGCAGUCUGAGUGAUAUGUAAAACCUGUGUGCAUGUGUACAUUUCUGCUUAAUUUCCAGUAAGAUGAACCUUCCUUGUCUUGUUAUAGCUUGUACCCUGUUUUAGUGAGUCCUUACACUGAUGUAGUUGUAAAUAGGUCAAAUUUGUUCUCUGGUUCAUCCAAAGCGACUAAGCUAGUUAAUAAGCAUGUUUUUCCUUUUAACAAUAAAUGUAUCUUCAGCUUUUAUGAGUGUUAUGGCUUAAAUUGGCUCUAGCGCUCAACCUAACAAUCGUAAUCUCUGUUCUUCAAGACAUGUAAAAUGCUGUUCCACAGAAAGCGAGGCUCAAACAGCGAUAUGUCUGUGGAACUGAGAAAACUGUUCCACCUUUGUGCAUGAGCAGUGCUGUGUAGGUGUUAUCUGUGUUAUUUUCAACUUGCACAUAAAUUUUAUUUAAGCUCAUUAGUAAGUUUUUCAUUAGUUUUAUUUUUCAUAAAUAUACAUAAUUAGUGUUAUUAUAUAACCGAUGAGUGUUAAGUUUCUCAUAAGGCUUUUUAUCAUGUUUUCCCUCAACUAAAAUAAAGAGGAAAAAAAGCA
Fundulus heteroclitus (mummichog) is the source of this 2162-nucleotide messenger RNA. It is a transcript of the gene serinc1, whose product is annotated as serine incorporator 1. Lineage: Eukaryota; Metazoa; Chordata; Actinopteri; Cyprinodontiformes; Fundulidae. The coding region runs from base 103 to 1482 and encodes 459 amino acids. The record is from RefSeq and is a predicted model, not a curated record. Gene Ontology annotation, cellular component: membrane. The transcript has 10 exons.